AUGCCAUUAUUAUAUGACAAUAACAUGAAAUUUGAAUUAGAGAAUUUCGAUGAUGAUGAUGAUGAUGAUGAUUAUGAUGAACAUUGUCAUGGUUUAUUAAUUCGACGAAAAACUAGUUAUACCACUCGAGUUAAUAAAUCUUCAUCAAAAACAUCCUUAUCUGCUCGUCAACAAUCUGAAACUAUUUAUGUUGAUCAAGCUAUAGCAUGUGCCUUAAAAUCACGUCCAAAAGCGUUUCAUUAUACACAAAAAAACCUACAAUAUCUUCCUCCAUCUAUUCAACAUCUUGCAGUAUGUAAUAGUUUACGUGAACUUGAUUUAUAUGGAAAUCAACUUAAAUCAUUACCUAAUGAAAUUGGAAAAUUGAAAUCUAUUGAAAUUUGUAAUUUAGGAAAUAAUCAUUUUGAAGAUUUACCAAUUGUUCUUGGUUUAUUACCUAAUCUUACAAAAUUACUUCUAUUUAAUAAUCAUCUUGGUAAUUUAUCUUCAUCAUUAUCAUUUUCAAAAUUAAAUAAUUUACGUAUUUUAAAUUUAAAUAAUAAUUCUAUAACACAUUUACCAACUGAUAUUGGUAUAUUAAUUAAUCUUGAAAUUUUAAGUAUAGAACAUAAUAAAUUAAUAGAACUUCCACGUGAAAUUGGUUUAUGUAUACAUUUAAUUGAACUUCAUCUUGGUUAUAAUCAUUUAACAAAACUUCCACUUGAAAUUGGUUAUUUAAUUGAAUUAAAACAACUUAUUUUACAUCGUAAUAAUCUUCUUGAAUUACCUGAAAGUAUAACUAAUUUAAAAAAUUCAUUAAAAUUAUUAGAUAUUGCUUGUAAUAAUUUACGUAUAUUUCCAAGUAAAUUUCAUACAUUAAAUUUAAAUGAAUUUUAUACGGAAAAUAAUCCAUUAUUAGAACAUACACCAAUACAUUCAAUACAAGAAAAUGAAAUAUUAACAUUAAAAGAACUUUGUGCACGUCGUUCAAUGAAUGAAUUACGUAAUCCAACAUAUGAUUUUCAACCAACAUUACGUGAACGUAUACAACAUAAUAAAAAAGCUAAAGAUAUUUUAAUACAAUGUACUGAAUGUCAAUUUUGUCAUAAUUAUUUUUUAAAUACAUGGUUAGAAUGUGUAGAAUUUAUUGAUGUACAACGAACAUUUAAAGGAAUGAAAAAUAAUAUUAAUCCCGCCCUAGCUAUUAUUCCUCAACGUGUACUUCUUUGUUCAUAUGAAUGUUUCAAUACUCCAGGUCAUAAUUACUAUGGUGUUGCUUUUACUUAA
This is a messenger RNA of Rotaria sordida, 1266 nucleotides long. The record is from the annotation of a GenBank genome assembly. Lineage: Eukaryota; Metazoa; Rotifera; Eurotatoria; Philodinida; Philodinidae.